This is a messenger RNA of Colletotrichum spaethianum, 1800 nucleotides long. RefSeq names its product putative RING finger protein. The transcript has a single exon. Bases 1 to 1800 code for a protein of 599 amino acids. Lineage: Eukaryota; Fungi; Ascomycota; Sordariomycetes; Glomerellales; Glomerellaceae. Gene Ontology annotation, biological process: positive regulation of transcription by RNA polymerase II. The record is from RefSeq and is a predicted model, not a curated record. Gene Ontology annotation, molecular function: metal ion binding; transcription cis-regulatory region binding.
AUGCAGCGUAGACCGGGGUUGGGCGAGUUUAGGCAACAUUCAAACCCGGACGACGACGAUGCCAUGGCCGAAGCUAGGGCUCUGCGGAAUGCCUCUAGUCGACGAGGCCAGACCUCCAUUACACACCUGCUCAACUAUACCUUGCCACCGCGAGCCUACGCCGACCAUAAUUCGUACGCCAGAAACUACAGGCGCAAUCCGACCUGGGGACCCGGCUCGGGCCACCAUGCUGUGGACAAGGCGAGAUACGUCCAUGCAAACUACAGAUUCGUCGUGUCACCGGAAGGCAACUAUGCCAGCCAAGCGGCCGAUGCUGAUGUGCACAUCGACUGGAACAACGUUUUGCAGAUUCUGGCCUCGUCGGAAUCACAGGGCGCUAGCUGUCCGAUUUGCCUGUCGGAGCCGGUAGCGCCGAGAAUGGCAAAGUGCGGUCAUAUUUUCUGCCUGCCCUGUCUGAUUCGAUUCAUGAACUCUGCAGACGAGGACUCGAAGCCUGGAAAGGGCGCGAGAUGGAAGAAAUGCCCUCUUUGUGAGGACAGCGUUUACCUACACGAGACACGGCCCGUGCGGUUCUAUGCGGGACAGGAGAGCCCUCUGCCGCGUGUUGGGGACGACGUGGUGCUCCGGCUGAUGGCCCGGACAGCCAAGUCGACUCUUGCGCUGCCGUGGGAGAACGGCUCGGAUGCGCUGAACGUAGCGGACGAUGUGCCUUGGCAUUUUGCGGCAAAUGUAUUGGACUAUGCCCGGAUCAUGAAGGGAACAGGAGACUACAUGGCAGAGCAGUACAAUGAGGAGAUCGAAGCGUUGCGGAAGCAGGGAACCGAAGACCAGCUUCUGUACCAUGAGGACGAUGAAUGGACCCAGAAGGCUAUACGAGCUAUCAAUGCGGCCAAGGAGAAGGUGCAGGACCUCGGCAAGAACGACUCUAUGCUACCGAACAAGAAGCCGGGCCAGAGCAAAACCGUCCAGCCUGACUUCUAUUUCUACUCGUCACAGCCACAUCUCUACCUUUCGGCCCUAGAUAUCAGGAUCCUCAAGACGAAGUACGGCGACUUUUCGGCAUUCCCAACAACGUUGUUGCCCCGGGUCGAGCAUAUUUCGACCGGCCAUGUAUUGGAUGAAGUACAACGGAAGCGCGCCAAGUAUUUGGGGCAUCUUCCCUACGGAUGCCGCAUCAGUUUUCUUGAAUGCGACUGGACGGACAUCGUGCCGGCAGAAGUUCUUGAGAAGUUCGCCGACGAAAUCGGUCGGCGGAGGAAGCGGAAUCGCGACAAGGCCGUACAGGAGGAACGCGAGAGGCUUCAGUUCGAAAGGAUUGAAGCUGCCCAAUUCAAGAGCACCGCGGCCAUAAGACGCGAAUAUGGUCCCAUUGAGGAAGAUCAGGUCCCUGCGUUGAAUCUGGAAGAAUUCCAGCCUCUCACAAGCCAUGCUGGCGCCACGCCGCCAGAUCCUCGUCCAGGCUUCGAGCACUUGGCGUCCAUUUCGACAAGUCCCUCCACACAGAAGACUGUGUGGGGCACGCAUGUCGUGCAUGGGUCACCGGACCUUGCUCCGGCCUCACUCCGUCAAGUUGACGAUGGGUGGUUAAAGGAGGAAGACUUCCUUGAUGCCGCCGAGUUAUCUUUCCAGAUGGAGGCACUUGGUGUGACCGAGCCUGGACCUUCCAGCAGCAGUACUCCUGUAGGAGUAGGUGCUGCUGGUGGUGGCGGCGGUGGCGGUGGCGGUGGCGGUGGCGGCAAGGGAAAGAAGAAGAAGCAGAAGAUCACGUUGAUGAGUACUGGCGGGCGCAGACAGGGCUAA